AUGGAGUUCCUGGAGGACCUACUGCUCGACAAAGUAACCUACGAUAUCAAUCAUCUUCCCUCAGAGACCGCCUCCAGGGUUUAUCUGGAUAGUAGAGCCACCAUCAAAUUGGGAGAUGUGUUCACAAUCACAGUUCGCCUGUAUGACGGUUACAAUAGGCCGCUGAAGCGCGGAGGCGACGUCCUGUCGAUAAGGAUGCGGAACUACACCAACGGAGCAGGUUCGGUUGGUCACGUUGUCGACCACCAUAACGGAAGCUAUACCGGCAUCCUCCGCGCAUCGUGGACCGGAAGUGUGAAGAUAUCGGUGUGGAUACUGUACCCUCGGGAAGCUCUGUCGAUGUAUCUUAAACACAUGGGUCCUUUCACUCCUAGGAAAACCAUCAUGUGUGUAUUCAAGAACAAAAACGUUGCGACCGAGACACAUGGUUUUCCCUCCGUCGAUGCAUUCAGACGGUUACCAUUCUGUAACAUGACAACGGAGAACUACGGGCUGGCUUGGUACUGCGGAAAACCGAACAACCCUUUAGUCUGCCAUGACUGGGUACAGUUCAGAUACAAAGUAAACCAAGAACCCGAGUGGACGAAUAAAGAAAAAGAGACGUUCUAUGUGAGUGCUAUGCAGGUACGGAGAAUACGAGAUUCAAUAUCAGUUAUAAUCUCCGGACGACCGGACUCUGCAAUGACGGGAACAGCAGUGACAUCAUGCGGUAGGUCAGACUUCACAGACACGUGGACCCAGACCUACACUUCCGGCUUCUUCUACCGGAGGAAAUGGCACAGAACGUCCUGCAUAUUGACCAUUGAUGAUCACACAUUGCGGAGAUGUUUUUCCAACCGGCGCCUCCACAUACUAGGGGAUUCUACUUCCCGUCAGUUCUUCUCCGAUCUCUACCAGAGGCUAAAUAUGACAAUGGUCACUGAAAAAUGGACAGUCGCAAGGUGGCACCGUUACACCGAGGCUCAAAACAGGGACAUGAUGUUCAGAAUGAGCUGGGCUCCUCACGAACUGCCCUUGUACUUCGCAGGCAAUAGAGCUUCUGCGAGGCCUUUGUUUGUUCACAUCGAUGACAUACCCAGCGGCUCAAACGAUUUAGUCAUCGUACAUAUUUAUGCGCAUUUCCGGUUUCACCAUCCUCGUGUGUUCAGGGAGAGUAUCCGUCGCGCUGCGCAGUCAGUCCGGAAGCUGCUGCAGCGGUCCCCAAGAGCUGUAGUGGGAAUCAAAGGCACUCACUAUUUCCGGUUCCCCUCCGACACCAUCCACUCUGGGUUCGGUCUGGUGUUCGAUUCUAUAAUACGGGAAGAGUUCAGUGAUAUGUACUCGAGAGUGAUCCUGAUAAAUGUGUGGGACCUUAUCUUGGCCUCUGACAUUCUCAUACUACACCCGCCUGCAUGGAUGGUUAAGAUCCUUGUUGACAGCUUUCUGGGCUAUGCGUGUUCUCGAUAG
Molecule: messenger RNA, 1446 nt
Organism: Haliotis rubra (blacklip abalone)
Lineage: Eukaryota; Metazoa; Mollusca; Gastropoda; Lepetellida; Haliotidae
Product: NXPE family member 3-like
Exons: 3
Coding region: 1-1446 (481 amino acids)
Source: RefSeq, a predicted model, not a curated record